AUGAGGGACAACAGCGUGGCUCGGGGCGAGUUUGGGGGUCAUAGAGCCAGCGUGGAUGAAGCGCCAAGCAGGUUAUCCUCGGAAUUCGGACCCCGAGAAGAUGUUCGCCUUUUAGACCUUCAUCGCGAUCGCUCUCCGGCCAAACAAUCUAAAACCGAAACCACAAUUGGGGGUUUUGAAGCUCCCAAGACCUCCGCGACAUCUUAUCAGUCUGCUGACCACGUUCCCCCAACGACUAAGCCAGCAUGGCGUCCGUUUUGGCUGCGAUAUUAUGUUAUCGCCCUUUUUUUCAUUCUCUUUCUUUGCUGUACGGUAGCGCUUCCCUGCAUGUUGCUGUACUCAGACAGACUUCGCGGCUUGGGCGAAGUCGAUAGAGAGUUUGUGAGGUCAUGGAGAUUUGGGGCAACAGCUUUUCUUACACUUGUCGCGGCUUUCUGGACUCGAGUGGAACUACAAAUAUUGCGAUAUACGCCGUGGGCAACUUUGCAAUCAGACCAGAUCGUUGACCAACCGGCCUCAUCCUUGGACUACACUGCCAUGAUCGUGCCUGUCGCGCUCAUGCAUUCGUGGAAGCAGAGGCAUUUCUUGGUCUUCAUCGUCAUCAUCGUCUCUAUCAUGACCAAACUCCAAGUGGUACUGUCGCCUGGCUUGUUCUAUCUGGACGACGUGCGGUCGACACGGGAUACCGAGCUUCAGACCCUCACGUCAUUCGCCGCCAACGAAAGGUCCGGUGCACCAGUUGCAGGCUCCAACAGUUCCGCCACGGCUCCAUGGUACAACGCACGGGCUCUCUCUGCGUUUAAUAUGUCAUAUCCUUUCGGAGUCACUAAGCAAGCAGCGUACCAAACAUUCGACCAUCGAGGGACUAUCGAUUCGCCCAUCACCGUGACGGUGGAUGCUCUGUUUACGGACAUUGAAUGCAUUGAGUCCGAAGGCUACGAAACGCAAUGGGCUGAAGAACCGUCCAAGGCCGACACGGAGACCACAGAUUACAAUGUGACCUUGACGGUUCGAUUCCCAGACUGUGAUGAGCCCGUCUCCAUCCAACAUAAUUUUACUUUCCCUGCUGACAACGUCACUAUGUGGUCUAUCGAACCUCAGACAAAAAGCCCCCACCUUUGCCCGAAACUGUCAAAGCAGUACAAUCAAGUUUUAUACCUCGCGGCGCUCUACGAGAGAUCGGUAACGAGGGCUUCGGCUGUUGAGCUUUCUGCGCUCGGUGCAGUAAUAUGCGCACCCAGCGCCUGGGUGUCCAAGGUAGAGAUUGUCGAUGAUGGUGCCAAGCCGAACAUGACAGUCUUACCAGAUCAAGACAAGAAUCCUAUCGACGUGAAUCUUUGGAAUAUCCUUCCGGGCGUUGUUCCCGCCUUCACGGGGUUUUGGUCACCCAAUGAAUCCCGUAGCCAAGACCUAGCCUACGGCCCUGCCUUGGCAGAAGCCUCGUUUCGAGGUGCAGACAUGUACCAUCUGGAUCGAUCAAUUUUCCGCAGUGACACACUGCACCGGGUUAUGACAAACCUCACGGAAACAGUUGGACCUAUGAUUGCUCAUCAUCACUUACGAGUUCCGGACGGCGCUCGGAUAUCUGGCAAUGAGGUCGUAGUGAUGAUCAAUCAGGUCAAGGUAACCAGGGUCAUCUGUAUUGCCAUGGCGUGCAUAUUCGCCCUGUCAGCCGUAUUUGCAUUGUACUUGGCAAUCUCUGUGCGACGCAAAUUUCAACCUUGGCACAGAAACCCCUCUACAGUGUUGGGAGCCUUGAUCUUUUUCAACGCGGAUCAAAGGAACGUUGGCCUCGAACAUUCCAAACCCGAUCAAUUUUCCUGGAGCCAUUCUACAUUCUCACCAAUCCAGUUAACUACAUGGCUUCGAAGCCUCUUCUUGGUCUACGGUUUGGCACUCGUUAUUGCUCUCGCGGUCACUUUGAGUAUAUCCGAGUCCUCCAACGGCUUGGUCAAUGUGAAAGAAGGUACGCCAGCACUUUCGUGGAUGCUGGUCCCUGCAGUUGCACUUUUCAUCGUGAGUCUUUAUGCUUCGUCGUCCGAUACGGCCGUUCGAGACAGGGCUAUACUUGCCAAACUCUCAUCAAGACCAUGUACCGCACGAGAAUUGGAUAUGUCAUUGUUAGACAUGCUUGGUGUUCGAGCGUUAUACCACUCGUUGAAGUCCAGGCUAUUUGCUGUUACUCUAACGCAGGUGCUUGCGAUUUGCUGUGGCGUGUUGACGCCAUUGUCGUCUAUCCUUUUCACCGUGAAAGUUAUCUCCGAGGUAGAAGAUGUCUCAAUCGAACAAGACAGCUGGUUUGGAGUUCGCCGUCAGGGGGCCACUUCGUUCAAUGUUUGGGAUACUUGGCGCGUGCAAGAGGACAUGGGCAGUUUGAUGUUGUUUCAGAACUCGUCUGAAUUGAGGUAUCCGGAAGGAACUUAUCGCGACUUGGUAUACCCUGUUGUCAAACUCAACGACGCAGUUCAAGACUGGACUGGUAGUGUAUCUAUCCAGUUGACCCUUCCUGCCGCCAGACUGACCCCAGAGUGUUUCCAACUCAGUGGUUUCGAGGCAAAUCCUGAUUCCGAAGUGGCUGACGAGGACCACAUCGUCGCUAGCUACAUAGAGGACAUCAUCUGCCCCAACGGCCGUGGUCAAGCGGCUUUAUCCAGAGAUGUCCGCGUCGCAUUGGGAAACGAGACCAAUCCCAGAUACUUCGCAAAAACGAUGAGCUCGCAAGAUUACGCAACGCUAAUUCGAAAGUUGUGCAAAGAGGAUGACGACGAGAAUACGAAUUAUAGGCCUUGGACUGUGCAAACAUUCAUGUGGGGUGCUAUUUCUGACUCGAAGAAAAGCUUUGAUCACAUCGAGGGUUGGCGAUGCAAUUACACUUGGACCGAAGUUCCCACACAAUUCACAUACCGUUCUUCUAAUAGUCAGCCGCAGCUCGAUUAUGGCAGGCCGCCAGUUUCCGAUGAUACCAAGGCCAAGCCCUGGGAGCCGUACUUUAGUACGCCUAACAUGGACUUUCUUCAGCCAGACUUUUCUGUUCAAAAUUCACAAGCGGCCGAGGUGGGCGCAGCAUUCGCACCUCUCAUCAAGCCAUUCGGUCCCCUGGGGCUAGAUGAGUUUGGGAACUCAAGCAAAACAGACGAAAUUCUCAACACCAUACACUUCCGCCGAGCUAUAGUCGCUGCUCAAUAUGCCAAUGUCAAGAACCGGCUAAAGUUGAAUGACACUUCAGACAUGGAGCCAACAAUCCAUCCAACGAUCUCGCCUAGCAAUGGAUCCGUUACCAGAACCAACAAACGUCGAUUGGUGCAAAAUUUCGGGGUCACCAUUGCCAUCAUCGUCAUCUUAGCCCUUGCUUUCAUUGUCAAUCUAUGGGCGCUGGGCUCUAGAAUGAUGAAACGAUUCCUCGGAGUUGACUCAGACUUCCUUCUCGACCUCAACAUGAAGGGGGUUUGUCCAGACGAAUUCAACAGCCUCGUCUCAUGGCAUAAUCUCCUCUACGGCGCGGCUGGAUCAACCGUGCUCCCGCGAGGUUCCCAGUAUCUGUCCUCUCCACAAAUUUGCAAGGAGCUGGCUGGUGUUAGUUUCCAAAUUGGUUGGUUCUUUGUGAAUGAUUUGAAGGAGAAGCGUUUCACAAUUGGGAGUUUGAAUGAUCCAAACUCCGAAUACAUGGGGAGAUUUGAAAGAUAG
Clonostachys byssicola is the source of this 3684-nucleotide messenger RNA. The record is from the annotation of a GenBank genome assembly. NCBI's taxonomy places the organism in Eukaryota, Fungi, Ascomycota, Sordariomycetes, Hypocreales, Bionectriaceae.